AUGAAGUCCUUUUCGAGUUCUGCAAUUAAUAAGUCGGGCAAGAAAUUCGCCCCCAAGGCGCCAGUCCGACGCGCUGCUCCAGCUCCGGCUGCAGCCCCUAGAAGACCCAGUGUCGCAUCUCAGGUAUCGGCUUCUCAAACUCCUCAGCCACCAACACAAACUGCAACUCCCGAACCUGCUUCGAUUGCUGAGCCUUCCCCUUCUCUUGAGACACCAGCUCCAGACGCAGAGACGCCUAAUGAAAAGGACGUGGUACCAACACCCCCUGCGACAGCAACCGUCACAGCAACUGCGACGCCCAAGGCCGCCGCUACGGCGAUUUCAAUUCCUCGCCCAAAGCGAAAGCCUUCAUUCUCCGCAUUUACUCUUUCACAGCCUCCUAAUGCAACCCCUGCUGAGCCCACGCCACUACUUUCCAUUGAAGUAGCGCCUGAUGAAUCGGGGGAAGAUCGAGCCCCGGUAGAAGAGCCUCAACUCUCAGAGACACUAGUUAACGAGGAGCCAUCUCUGGUUGCUGAAACCCCGGCCGAAGCCCGGCCCUCCAAGCGUCAAAAGACUAAUGCCGAACCUGCAACCCCAGCUUUGGAGUCUCAGCGGCUCACCGGGCCUCCUCAGCUAGCUACUCCGCCGGCUACACAGACCUCGACGAAUGAGGAGACUACAGAGAGUCGGGAUACCACAGAAUCGCAGCCUCCCGCGGAACAGAAUCGAAAGACAACAAAGUCAAGAAAACGAAAGCCGUCCAAAGAUGUUAAUGGUGGAGAUACCACGACCAGGACGAGAGAAAGGAAACCUCGAGCUGCUCGUAAGAAGCGCGAGCCGACCCCUGAAGGCUCUGAGGCUGUCCAGAUUGCGCCUGGUAUUGUCAAGAUGUCGGAACUGUGCAAGGACUUACGGACCGGAAAGAUCUCUAAGCGAGAAACUGAACUGCGCCAGAUGGAGUUGGCUGAGCUGGAACGCAAGCAGAAAGCACAACAGGAUGCGGAUAAUACCGAGCAGACCCCCAUCAAAGAGAACGAAAGUGCAGCGACGCCAGCACUGGAAACAAGCAAUUCAGGCGACCAAAAGGCACAGAACGGACCAGUUAUGAGAAUCGUGAACGGGGAGAUUGUGCUCGAUGCGGCAUCGCUCCAAGUCGACCGUCAUGCGGAUGCAGCAAGAAACGCCGGGGAGCUGGAGGAUGUUGUAGAAAACCAUCUUACCCGAAAAGUCAAUCAGGCGUCAUUUGGAAAGCGCUCCAAAACCGAAUCUUGGGAUGAAGAAAUGACGGAUCUAUUUUAUCGAGGCUUGCGCAUGUUCGGUACUGACUUUAUGAUGAUCAGCAAACUAUUUCCGGGGAGGUCCAGGCGCCAGAUCAAGUUGAAGUUCAACAAUGAAGAGCGCCGAGCCCCGGGACGGAUUAAGGACACACUACUUGGACCGCGGGAAGCUGUUGACAUUACGACCUACUCGGAGAUGACCAACACCAUCUAUGACGAUCCCAGGAUCAUUCAACAAGAACUAGAUGAGGAGAAGAAACGGAUUGAGGAUCAACAUGCUAAAGAAAAGCAGGCUCAAGAGGAGCUGACUAACAAUCCAGAUGGUGCCGCAGGUGCUAAUCAUUCUCCAGAGCAAGGCACUGCACCUGUCAAGAGCAAACGCAAUAGCAGGAAGCAAGCCGCUAAGAAUACGAGUGGGGGAAAUGAAGAAAUUUUGGGCACUAUUGAUGACUUUCCUUGA
Aspergillus oryzae RIB40 is the source of this 1719-nucleotide messenger RNA. Its product is annotated as transcription factor TFIIIB subunit BDP1. Gene Ontology annotation, biological process: RNA polymerase III preinitiation complex assembly; transcription by RNA polymerase III. The transcript is spliced from 2 exons. Gene Ontology annotation, molecular function: TFIIIC-class transcription factor complex binding; RNA polymerase III general transcription initiation factor activity. Lineage: Eukaryota; Fungi; Ascomycota; Eurotiomycetes; Eurotiales; Aspergillaceae. The record is from RefSeq and is a predicted model, not a curated record. Bases 1 to 1719 code for a protein of 572 amino acids. Gene Ontology annotation, cellular component: transcription factor TFIIIB complex.